This is a messenger RNA of Hyla sarda, 915 nucleotides long. Its product is annotated as olfactory receptor 6N1-like. Gene Ontology annotation, biological process: G protein-coupled receptor signaling pathway. Gene Ontology annotation, molecular function: olfactory receptor activity; G protein-coupled receptor activity. Gene Ontology annotation, cellular component: membrane. Bases 1 to 915 code for a protein of 304 amino acids. The record is from RefSeq and is a predicted model, not a curated record. Lineage: Eukaryota; Metazoa; Chordata; Amphibia; Anura; Hylidae. The transcript has a single exon.
AUGGUUGAUGAAUUUAUUUUAUUAGCCUUUACUGAUUUGCACCAGAUCCAGAACUAUUUUUUCAUGACUUUUCUGCUGACCUAUAUCACUUGUGUCAUUCAAAAUGUGGUCAUUAUCACGGUGGUCAAAAUAGGACAUUCACUACAUAACCCAAUGUAUUUCUUCAUCAGUGUGUUCUCUACCUCAGAAAUCAUAUUUGUCUCGGUCACCGUCCCGAAGCUUUUGGCCAUUCUAAUUGCAGCCAACAACAAAAUAUCCUUCAAUGGAUGCAUAACCCAGAUGUAUUUCCUAAACUCUUUGGGUGUCACUGAAUGCUAUCUUCUGGUGGUGAUGGUGUUUGAUCGACAUAUAGCCAUUAACAACCCUUUACGUUACCCAACUAUCAUGACUUAUAGAGUUUGUGUUGGACUAGCUAUGUUUCCAUGGAUUUUUGGAUUUUCAAUUAUUUUGGUACCGUCCACGAUAACAGCUUGGUUGGAAUUCUGUGGUCCCAAUAUGAUUGACCACUUUUUUUGUGACUGGGGCCCAUUACAAAGUUUGGCUUGUUCUGACAUUUCGGUUAGUAAUUUUUCGACAACCAUGGCUGCUGUCACUUGUGUUAUUCUGCCUUUUCUGCUGAUCAUUGGGUUCUAUAUCUGUAUUCUAAGGACAAUUAUAAAAAUCAAGAGUGAUCAUGGGAAACAGAAAGCCUUCUCCACCUGUACGUCUCAUCUCAUCGUAGCCUGUCUCUUCUAUGGUGCGGCCAUGAUCGUGUAUGCUAAACCUAAAGCCAGCCAUUAUGAUAAGUACCUCACCUUUAUGUAUACAGCAUUCACCCCGACGAUUAAUCCUUUCAUUUAUACCUUUAGAAACAGGGACGUGAAGAAGGUUUUCUGGAAUUCAGUAAACCGUGUAAUAAGACCAACUAUUCAGUAA